GUUGUCUUGGUAACCAGCCUCUCCGUCUCUGGAAUAAUGAGCUCCUCACCUCACAUGUCCCGCUCCUCUAUUGACAUCCUGGAAGAGCUGCAGCUCAUCACUGCCGAGAACCUGGAGAAGCUGGACUUUAAUAAAUACUAUGAGGUCAUCAGGGAGCUUGGGAAAGGCACCUACGGCAAGGUGGACCUGGUCAUUCACAAGAUCAGAGGCACGAAAAUGGCCCUGAAAUUCUUGCGAAAGAAAACCACGAAGCUGAAGAGUUUCCUUCGCGAGUACAGCAUCUCUCUUUACCUGUCACCCUGUCCUUUCAUCAUCAACAUGUUUGGCAUUGCCUUCGAGACUGAUGAAUACUACAUCUUCGCUCAAGAGUAUGCGCUGGCAGGCGAUCUCUUUGACAUCAUUCCUCCGCAGGUGGGACUGCCGGAGAACGUUGCCAAGCGGUGUGUGCACCAGGUGGCGAUUGCUCUGGAUUACCUGCACUGCAAGAAGCUGGUGCACCGUGACAUAAAGCCAGAGAACGUCCUCAUCUUUGACAAGGAUUGCCGGAAGGUGAAACUCUCAGACUUUGGCAUGACGAGGCGCGCCGGCUCUCCGGUGAAGCGGGUUAGCGGGACCAUCCCGUACACGGCGCCAGAACUGUGCGACCCCGGUCGACAGGAGGGCCUGUGCGUGGACUACAGCACCGACGUGUGGGCCUUUGGCGUGCUUCUGUUCUGCAUGCUCACCGGGAACUUCCCAUGGGAGAAAGCGCUGCCGUCCGACGCCUUCUACGAGGAGUUUGUGCGCUGGCAGCAGCGGCGGAGGCGGACCAGCGCAGUGCCUUCGCAGUGGCGGCGUUUCACUGACGAUGCGCUCCGCAUGUUUCGGUCUCUGCUGUCCAUCGAGCAGGACCACCGAUGCUCCGUCAAAGAGGUCUUUAGCUACUUCAACCACUGCUGGAUGCUGGACACGGAGAACGGGAACACGACACACGCCUCGGGCGGGAACUGCAACGGCGGAGCGGCGAUGAACGGCCGUCAGGCUGAGCUUAGCUCCUCUUCCUCUGAAGAAGAUGAGUUGGUGGACCGAUUGAAGCAACAGAGCUUGUCGCCUGUGUGUGGAGUAGCUAAAGGGAUCGUGAUGGAGCCGGUGAUGGCGCACUUCUCCUCUACAUCCACCAACAGCUCGGCUUCCUCCAAUGCCGGCUAUGAGCGUGUCUCCCGUGACAGCAAUGGCAACAGUGGUCGAAUCCUGGUCACGACGCCAAUCGAAAUAUGCGUGUAGAGAGGUCACUUGAGUUAACCUACCUUGCACAUAUACUUGGGAUCACUAGAUGACAAUAAGGACUCAAGUCCUUGCGAAGCAUCAUUAGGAAAAGUGCGUACAAGUGCUCCAAGAGCAUCCCAAGGAGAGUUGACAGCGUGAAACUGUUCCCGAUGAAGAGUAUCUCUGAGGGAACGUGUAAGACAAUCGACUAAGCCUGCUGAUUGUGCAUCAACCAUGUUUUCCACGUAUAAUUUGAGCAAAACGACUUGGAAGAAUUGG
Messenger RNA from Rhinichthys klamathensis goyatoka, 1524 nucleotides. RefSeq names its product un-named sa1261. Lineage: Eukaryota; Metazoa; Chordata; Actinopteri; Cypriniformes; Leuciscidae. Gene Ontology annotation, molecular function: protein serine/threonine kinase activity; ATP binding. The record is from RefSeq and is a predicted model, not a curated record. The transcript has 3 exons. Gene Ontology annotation, biological process: peptidyl-serine phosphorylation; peptidyl-threonine phosphorylation. Bases 37 to 1263 code for a protein of 408 amino acids.